Messenger RNA from Syngnathus typhle (broad-nosed pipefish), 6430 nucleotides. RefSeq names its product cGMP-inhibited 3',5'-cyclic phosphodiesterase 3A-like. Gene Ontology annotation, biological process: oocyte maturation; positive regulation of oocyte development. Gene Ontology annotation, cellular component: cytosol. The transcript has 14 exons. The coding region runs from base 673 to 3708 and encodes 1011 amino acids. Gene Ontology annotation, molecular function: 3',5'-cyclic-AMP phosphodiesterase activity. Lineage: Eukaryota; Metazoa; Chordata; Actinopteri; Syngnathiformes; Syngnathidae. The record is from RefSeq and is a predicted model, not a curated record.
CACACUUGAGGCGUUCACCCAGUUGAAUCGAGCUGUGAGAAUAAGUUUAGAAGUAAAUUACGUUUAUUUUCCCAUGGGGUGUUUGCUUUAUUGUUUAAAAUGUUUGUAUUUUUUACAGAUGAAACUCCAAUUUCUCACAUCUACGUCCAGGAGGUGUUUUGCUUUGCUCUGUAGUUCAAUACAUUGCUGAUAUAGUGAGGACGCCUGCGGUGCGAGCUGAGACUGGAUUUGGGGAGCUUUUGACGGCAGUGCCUUGACGGAAUUCGGGGGUGUGAAAUGAGCUCACGAUUUGUUUGGGGGUGAGGCUGACAAGCGGACUUUGUGAACCCCGACACGACCUGGCGGACACUUCUGGGAAAGUGACGGACGCAUCCACCCACUCGAAAGUCACGGAGCACGGGAGUGUCUUUGACAACGGUCGGAUAUAGCGGGACCUUUGCGGUGCAACGUUUGGGCAACAAUGACACACGGGAGACUGUUUUGCGCCAAGAAGCAGGGUAGGCUUCAGAUCCACGCGCAAAAAAGAAAAUAAGAGUGGAGUGGCGGCGGGUCACAAUGCCUAACGGGAGACCCCACUAGCACUCCUCGCGCCCGCAAUAGUGUUUAUUUGGCGGUGUUCCGUGGACACAGCGCCGUAGAUGCACCACAGGCUCGCCCUUAUUUCCUGUGGCCAUGCCUGCACAUUUGGAGCGGUCGCGCGCUGCAGAAAAAGGCUCUGCCUGCGCGCCGAGCCGCAACGGUUACGCGCAAACGCGUGUCGUCCCACUGAGCCGCGACGCACAGCACGCGUCGUCGUGGGAGAGGCUGGCGCGGGCCCACGCGUGGACUUGCGGCGGAGUGGGCUGCGCGGCGUGUGCGCUCGUGCUGGCCGCACUGUUGAGGUGCGCACAGUGGAGCUGUGAGUUAAGCGCACUCCCGCAGCUGCAGUCGUGCUCUCGUCCUCACUCGCUCGCAGGCUGUCUUGCGGAGUUGCUGCUCGCUUGCUGGACUGCGCUCUCGCCUUUCCUCAGCGUCCUGUGUGCCUUCUUUUGGCUCGGCGUCUACCUGACCCACUGCGGCGUGCUGCUCCAAACAGCUCUUUUGCUCCUCACCGUGUUCCACUUGGCCGAAGCUGCGGCGUGGAGCCUCCUGGACGGUCCGCAUGAAGUAGCGGCCGCGCUGGUGCUCGCGUGUGUGGCCGGCGGCGCACUGAUGCUAGCGCGCCUGGACCGGGGCUCGUCAGUGGUCGUGGUCGUCAGCGUCGUGCGCGCCGUCUCGCUCUUGUCGCUGCACAAGGUUCGACCCGCUUGGAGGCCAUACGUGGUGUACCUGCUGGGGGUCGUGGGCAUCCUCCUGGCGAGGUAUGCUGACAGGCUCCUUGCAGGUCAAGGGACACUCGAGGAGGGCUGCACCCCUGUGACUGGAGCCAAGGAAGACGUCCCCACAUUUAAAAGGCGCAGGAGGUCCAGUUCGGUGAUAUCCACAGACAUGGCACAUAGUCAGUCCAACAGCAAGUCACAUCGCAGGACCUCUCUGCCAUGCAUCCAGCGGGACCAGAUACUUGCCCGCUCAGACUGGGAACACAAAAGAGGCUCCCGAGGAUCGCAGUCAUCAGGUACCAGCAUCAUGGUGGACAUUGCAGUGAUGGGAGAAGCACAUGGGCUGAUCACAGACCUCCUGGCUGACCCCUCUCUGCCCUCCAACACCUGCACCUCACUGCGAGCUGUCAGCAGCCUGCUCACCACCCAGCUCACCUUCCAGCCCUUGCAUCGGCCCCGCCCCGCCCCCCUGCUUAACCCCUCGGACGCCUACAUCUGCUCCGACUCCGAGGAAGGACCCGAGAAGGGUGAGAAGACGUCCAUCCAUAAGCGUCUGAGGCGGAGUCUCCACCCGGGUCUUCUGAGGAAGAUCUCCUCCACGUGGACCACCACCACCUCCGCCACAGGCCUGCCCACAAUUGAGCCAGGGCCCGUGCGGAGGGACCGCAGCGGCAGCAUCAAACCCUACCACGAAACACUCAUGUGCAGUUGCGGAAGACCAUACAUCAAGCUGAGCCACGGAGAGGGCUCGAUAGACAAGGGAGACCGAGUACCACGUUCAGCAGAGGAUCAAGUGGUUGCGUCGUCAGACUAUGACAGCACCCACGAAGCCAACCAUAGUGACAGCAGUGAUGUAGCACACACAGAGGAGGACACAGAAGAAGGAAAAAACUCCUCCCAGAAUGUCAUCCUCCACCCGCUAAUACCUCCUGAGGACAAACCUAUCCUGGCCCCGGAGCCGCUAUUAAUGGAAGAUUUAGAGCCGAUGAUGAAUCAGCUAAACAAUUGGAACUUUCCCAUCUUCAGCUUGAUGGAGAAGACAAAUGGAAAAUGUGGACGGAUCCUCAGUCAGGUCUCAUACAGGCUUUUUGAGGACACUGGAUUGUUUCAGACCUUCAAGAUUCCCAUCCAAGAAUUCAUGAACUACUUCCAUGCCCUUGAGAAUGGUUACAGAAAUAUACCAUAUCACAAUCGAGUGCAUGCCACGGAUGUACUCCAUGCAGUCUGGUACCUCACCACACAGCCGGUUCCGGGUCUGCCCAGCCUCAUGGCUGACCACAGCUCUGCUAGUGACUCAGACUCCGAUAGUGGAAUAACUCACAGUCAUAUGGGCUUCCUGAUGUCAAAGACGUACACUGUGUCAGAGGACGGUUAUGGCUGCUUGUCGGGCCUCAUACCGGCUCUGGAGCUUAUGGCUCUCUACGUGGCUGCCGCCAUGCACGACUAUGACCACCCCGGGCGGACCAACGCCUUCCUGGUGGCUACCAGCGCUCCACAGGCGGUGCUCUACAAUGAUCGUUCGGUUCUGGAAAACCACCACGCUGCCUCGGCCUGGAACCUCUUGUUGUCCCGACCGGAGUAUAACUUCCUCCUCAACUUGGACCACAGGGAGUUCAAGCGAUUCCGUUUCCUGGUCAUUGAGGCCAUAUUGGCUACAGAUUUGAAGAAGCACUUUGAUUUUCUCGCAGAAUUUAAUGCAAAGGUAGGGGAUGAUCCAUCUUCAGGCAUUGAUUGGUCCAAUGAGAAUGACAGGUUGCUGGUUUGCCAGAUGUGCAUAAAGUUGGCAGACAUCAACGGGCCACUAAAGUGUAAGGACCUGCAUCUACAGUGGACAGAGGGCAUUGUCAAUGAGUUCUAUGAACAGGGUGAUGAAGAGUCCAAUCUGGGUCUACCCGUCAGCCCUUUCAUGGACCGAGCCGCACCGCAGUUGGCCAAACUCCAGGAGUCAUUCAUCACACACAUCGUGGGACCCUUGUGCAAUUCUUACGACUCGGCCUGCCUCAUGCCGGGACGAUGGGUGGAACGCAAGAUGGAUGCCGAGGAACCUGAAAGCACAGAGAACGAGGAGGACGAGGAGGACACGGCGGAGGAAGACACGUCCACCAGCUCAGAGUCAUCACAGACAACAGCCAAGAAGAGGCGGAAAGUGUUCUGUGAGAUCACUCAUCACCUGCUGGAGAACCACGAGAUGUGGAAAAAAGUGAUCGAGGAGGAGGAGGACCAGAAGCAGGGCCAAGGAGCAGAGUCGGCUCAUGUGAACAGUGUAGCGGAGCCCGUUUUGGCCACUCACCAAGAAGAAGAGGAGCCGGGCAGCAGAGAAGAGCCCCUUGAAGGGGAGGAUCCCGAGGAAGGAGUCGAGGAACCCGAGUGGUCUGCGUCAACGCAGCAAGUGGACGAAGACCGUCAGUGAAGGCGACAUCCGGCCUCUUUCACGAUUAGUACAAGUGUUUUUUUUCUUCUAUACUAUUUACUGAAUCCUGUUUUUGCCAGCACAUCACUUUAGACACAACACUGUAGAUUGGGAAAUGUGUGCCUAAGAAUAAAAACAGGGUGGGAAAUUAUGUGCUUUACACGUUUUUGUCUAAAUAUUUGAGUUCACCAACUAUUUUAAAGGAGCUUUUUGUCUUGCAAUAUGAGAUUAUGCAUGUUCUUUGGAAUACAGACUCUUUUGUUACUGUCAAGGGAAAAAGGCAGACUGGCAACACAGACCUUAACCACAAUGUGGUAAUAUGGGACUGAUGAAAUUUGCUGCCAAUUUAUACCUAAUUUUCUGAAUGCAAUGACAUGGACAUCCCCCGUUACUUGUACUUGUGCUUUAAUUUAAGCAGGAGUUUUUGAGUGGAGGUCAAAAUGGGCCAUCAAACGAAGAACAUUGGUGUAAAUGUCAUUCCUUGAACCUCGGCCAACAUGAGUCUCUCACACAAUAAAUAUUUAUGAAAGCUAAUUUUAUGCACCGUAUCGCCAUGUAUGUUUUAAAUGCAGAUGUUUCAUCCUCAUUGCAAGUUUAACUUUGUGUCCAAGUGAAAGAUUCCCCUGCCUAAAAUAUGAAUAAGCUUCUCCAUGUUGUGGUUAUGCCAAAAUGGGAACUUGCAGCAGCAAUGUUUUUAUGGACUGAUUCAUGCGAUCAUUAGAAAAAAGGGAAUAAACCAAACCAAGUUUGACAUUUGGAAUCUCAGAAGUCAUAAAUCCAUGAGAUGAGAUAGACUAUAAAGAGAAUAUUACAUUCAUGCCCUUCUUUUUCUCUACUUUUAUUUCUUCAAUUCUGCAUUUUCUGUGUGUCCAUUCCUCCAUAUGUGAACCUUAAACCCUCAGGAAAUCUUCAACUGUUGAGAUUCAACAAAAGCUCUACUAGGACAGUAAAGAUGUGCAGGGAUAUUAUUGCAAGCUACUUUUAGAUGAUGUCCACAAUACACAUUGAAGCACAGGAAGUAUGAAAUCAGGUAGCAAAUUUAAGAACAACCAUAUGCAUCAACUGGAGACCGGACUGAAAUGAUGUAUACUGUAGCUUGACACUUCAGAAAGUUGAAUUCAGAAAUGUUUGCCACAUCACAAGUCAUGUAGUGCUUUUCUGACAUCUUUGUUUGAUUUCUGACGAAAUGCAUAAUAAGUCUGAGAAGUGCGAUUCCCUUUUUGAGUAGUAAUCACGGGCUCUCAUGACUUUGCUUUCAAACACUGUCAGGAAACAAAUGUGCUGAAUUUGUCAUUUUCAGGGUCCAAUGGCUGGAACACCUAUUAUACCACUGAAACGGGGGAUAUAUAUAAUAUGAAUAUAUAUAUAUAUAGUCGUAUAUAUUUAUAUUAUAUAUACACAGUGGACUACAAACACACACGGACAGGGAUUCAAAUGUGGACACAGUUCAUCACACCUUAAAAAAAAAACUAAUAGAUCCCCAAGGUACCUUUUUUUUUCUGACAGUGUAGGAGUACAAUGCAGUCUCAAAUCAAAAUUUAAAUUGUGUAACAAAACAUGACAUUAGAAUUAUUCAUCACGAACUAUAAAGACAAUAAUGCUUAAAAUUUGACAAACUAAUUUUGAGCCCAGAAGACUCCCAAGUAAAUGAACAGCCCACUCUGUUAGGAUGAGAAGAAGAAAAAACAUGACAGUUGAGUUAAAUCCAAGACAUAUGAGUGAAGAAUGUGUCGCUGCAUGGAAUUUGAAAGAUGUGAAUCUGGGGAUUUCAUGUAAGAUUGUUCCUUUACAUUUAUAUUGGCAGAUAUUUUAUCGACUUUUUUUCCAUUUCAAUGUUUCCCACAGAAGAGGAGUCAGGAAAGGGAUGUGACCGCUUUGUGAAUGUGCGGUAUAUUACUCUGAACUUAAGAGGAGUUCAUUUAUGUAAGCGUCUAAUUGGAAACCCUGUUUCUAGGUCCAAUGCUGCCUUGUUUCAAACGCGGCUGCAUGGCAACCGGUACACUUAGUAAAUUUUGAUGCAUUCCAUAGUCGCUCUCCAAAGAUCCUGUGUACAUACACUAUUUCUCCUUGUGCUUCCACUUUGACCUAGAAACUGCUUUGUAGCCAUGUUCAAUGGCAACAAUUGACAUUUUUAACAUUCAUCACUGAUUUGUCACAUCGCAAAGACCAUUAAACUGUUAUGGGGUGGAGAACAUACGUCAUUUCAGUCAAUAUGUUAUGUUGUUUUGUCUUUGUUCCUGUCAUUUGACUGUUUCACAUUUGUAGGGUAAUUGUAAUCAUGAGAGCAAAACCAGCUUUAAAAUAACAUAAGCGAAAUUGCUAAGUAUUUUUAUAGAACAUGCAAAUUAUUAUGAGAAAUUUGUUUCCUCUCACCAGUUGACUGCACUUACCAUGUGUACUUAAAUGCAGUGUUUUGUCUAAAUAGACAGGAUUUGUGAACAUUAAAGAUUUCCCUUGCAGGUUAAUGCUCCAUUUUGUACAAUAUGAAUAUAUGCUGUAAAGUAAAGACAUUUUAAAACGACCAAAAACUUCUAGAAACACAUUAUUUAUUUUCACCAUUUUGUAAUUUAGACACUAUACUGUGGCUUCAUAAUUGCCAGAGUUACUGGAAGUGCCUAUUGGUAUGUAUAAUACAUGAAUAUAUUUGAAGAUGAUUAGAAAUUGUCACAAACUGACCUAAUUUGAUGUUGUAAUGCGAAUACAUUCAGUUAUAAGACAGACA